AUGUACCGGGCCCGGGCGGCGCGGGCGGGGCCGGAGCCCGGCAGCCCGGGGCGCUUUGGGAUCCUCAGCACCGGGCAGCUCCGGGACCUGCUUCAGGAUGAGCCCAAGCUGGACCGGAUCGUGCGGCUCAGCAGGAAGUUCCAAGGCCUGCAGCUGGAGCGCGAGGCAUGCCUGGCUUCUAACUACGCGCUAGCCAAGGAGAAUCUGGCGCUGCGUCCCCGCCUGGAGAUGGGCCGCACUGCCCUGGCCAUCAAGUACCAGGAGCUCCGGGAGGUGGCCGAGAGCUGUGCAGACAAGCUGCAGCGCCUGGAGGAGAGCAUGCACCGCUGGAGCCCCCACUGCGCGCUGGGCUGGCUGCAGGCUGAGCUGGAAGAAGCUGAGCAGGAGGCUGAGGAGCAGAUGGAGCAGCUGCUGCUGGGGGAGCAGAGCCUGGAGGCCUUCCUGCCCGCCUUCCAGCGAGGCCGGGCCCUGGCCCACCUGAGGCGGACCCAGGCGGAGAAGCUGCAGGAGCUGCUGCGGCGCCGGGAGCGGUCGGGGCAGCCGGCCCCCACGGCUGCCGCAGAGCCCCCCAAGUCCUUCCCCGCUGCUGCAGUCCUGCCCACUGGGGCUGCCCGGGGGCCGCCGGCAGUGCCCCGGAGCCUGCCCCCCUUGGACUCCCGCCCAGUGCCCCCACUGAAGGGCUCCCCCGGGUGCCCCCUGGGCCCAGCCCCUCUGCUGAGCCCUCGGCCCUCGCAGCCAGAGCCCCCCCACCGGUAG
This is a messenger RNA of Rangifer tarandus platyrhynchus (Svalbard reindeer), 756 nucleotides long. NCBI's taxonomy places the organism in Eukaryota, Metazoa, Chordata, Mammalia, Artiodactyla, Cervidae. The record is from the annotation of a GenBank genome assembly.